GCGCUGCAGAAGAGGUGACGUCAUUAGGCGGAGAAGUUCAGUGUCUGGGAAAGCAGGAAGGAGCGGACCGGGGACCGGCGGCGCUGAGCUGUAAACAAACGUCUUGCGGUCGCCGGAGGAGCUGCCUGUGCCAUGGGGGGCGUCCUGGGGAUCUGUUCUGUCGCCAGUUGGAUACCGUGCCUGUGUAGCAGUGCCACGUGUAUACUAUGCCGCUGCUGUCCCAACACCAGCAACUCCACCGUCACCCGUCUCAUCUAUGCCUUCAUCAUGUUCCUGGGGACGCUGCUCUCCAUCGUAAUGCUGUCUCCAGGAAUAUCCGACCAGUUAAAGAAGGUUCCAGGGUUUUGUGAAGGAGGGUUUGGCACACAGCUUCCCCAUGUGAACGGAUACGUGAACUGUAAUGUGCUGGUUGGGUACAAGGCCGUCUAUCGGGUCAGCUUUGCCAUGUCCAUAUUCUUCCUGGUCUUUUCCUUGCUGAUGAUCGCCGUCAAGACGAGCAAAGACCCCCGGGCUGCUGUACAUAAUGGGUUUUGGUUCUUUAAGAUAUUGGCACUUGUCGGUAUUAUGGUGGGAGCUUUCUACAUUCCAGAAGGACCUUUCACAAGAACAUGGUGGUGGAUUGGACUUUUGGGGGCUGGCUGCUUCAUCAUCAUCCAGCUGGUUCUGCUCAUUGACUUUGCUCAUUCAGUGAACGAGUUGUGGGUGGAGCGCAUGGAGGAAGGGAAUUCAAAAUGCUGGUAUGCAGUUCUGCUGAUUGUGACCAGCCUUCUGUACAUCUUGUCGCUCGUCAGCGUCGUCCUCUUCUAUGUGUUCUACACCAUACCCGGCGGAUGCAAUGAGAACAAGUUCUUCAUCAGUUUCAACAUGAUUCUGUGUGUGAUAAUAUCCGUCAUCUCCAUUCUGCCCAGAGUACAGGAAUAUCAGCCACGAUCUGGCCUCCUUCAGUCCUCCAUGAUUACAUUGUAUACCUUGUACUUGACCUGGUCUGCUAUGUCAAAUGAGCCAGAUCGUACUUGUAACCCAAGCUUGAUAAGCAUCCUGAACCACUUCACUUCUCCAACAAUUAGUCCUGCCAAUGUGUCCGCAUUGCCGCAUAUUCCCACACCUGAGCCGCCCAAGUCUCUGCAGUGGUGGGACACGCAGAGCGUCAUCGGUCUUGUCAUGUUUGUGCUGUGUCUCCUGUAUUCCAGUAUUCGCAACUCCAGCAGCAGCCAAGUGAGGAAACUGACCCUUUCUGGCCAUGACACCGCAAUGCUGGAUGACACAGCUGGCGGAGAUGCUGAGGAAGGCGAGGUUCGGCGUGUUGUGGAUAAUGAGCAGGACGCAGUCCAGUACAGUUAUUCCUUCUUCCAUUUCAUGCUGUGCCUUGCUUCCUUGUAUGUUAUGAUGACCCUAACCAACUGGUACAGCCCGGAUGCUGACUUGAACACCAUAACGAGCAAGUGGCCCGCUGUCUGGGUGAAGAUGGCAUCCAGCUGGUUUUGUCUGCUCCUCUAUACCUGGACGCUCAUAGCUCCCUGUGUCCUUCCCAACAGGGACUUCAAUUAGAUGCUUCUGAUCCCCCGUCUUUUUGGUAAUAUCUCCAGUUCCAAAAUUCUGCUUAGACAAUUCCAUGAGCCUUUUACUGCUUUUCCUGACAAAUCCUUUUAAUUUGAAGCUUUAUAAUGUGUAUGCUGCUGCUUUUUAAUCUGCUUCAGUUGAGUUGAUGCUUUGUAUCAAGGAGCAGUUGAAUGUACCUUCAUGUCAGUAAUAUAUUUGGCUAAAUUUCCUAUAUAAAGAAAUAUGUAUUCUUUA
Molecule: messenger RNA, 1794 nt
Organism: Bufo bufo (common toad)
Lineage: Eukaryota; Metazoa; Chordata; Amphibia; Anura; Bufonidae
Gene: SERINC3
Product: serine incorporator 3
Exons: 10
Coding region: 133-1548 (471 amino acids)
Cellular component (GO): membrane
Source: RefSeq, a predicted model, not a curated record